Messenger RNA from Hyaloperonospora brassicae, 1602 nucleotides. NCBI's taxonomy places the organism in Eukaryota, Oomycota, Peronosporomycetes, Peronosporales, Peronosporaceae. The record is from the annotation of a GenBank genome assembly.
AUGCCCACAGAGGACCGCCGUCCGUCGCUCCUUCUGCCGUCGUCCCCGGUCGCUACCGCAGGCGCCAAUGAGCGCAGUCGCCACUCGCGCAAAGUCACGCGGGACAUAGCGGCGCUCGACUUUUUGCAGACGAUUCCUAUGCGGUCCGAGAGCGCCGUCGCACCGCCGCUGUCGACGUCGGAACUUCGCCUCAAUGACGUAACGUCGCACGACGCAGUGACCACAGCCAAAGGGCCUCUGACGCCAGGAACGGGCAGUGGAGACGCCAAAGUGGAGCCGCUGGCCGGCCGGAGACUCCCGGGGAUGGCCGCCACGGUCGUGCACGUGCCGCCUCUGUUCCGCUACCGCUUCACAACCAAAUUUCCUGCAGCUUCGGCCGUCGUGCGGCGGUGGGAGGGCGUGACCACGCAGCAGGGACUGUUGGACGCGAGGCUCUUUUUCUCGAGAGGCUGCGGGUAUCCGCUGGCCACGUCGACGAUCAUUAACUACAAUGGCAAGAACGACACGACGGCGAGGAGGAACCGCCUAGCGUCGAUGAGCGGCUUGGCGCUGGAGCGACCUGCUCCAACCCAUUACGACUGGCGCGGCACGUCGUACUUCCGUCUGCUGCACGCCACUUAUUCCGCCUGUGACCCCGAUCGAGACCAAGAAGACGCGCAUCCAGAGCGGGUGCCGUACUCGGCCAACUUUCUCGAUGAUCCAGAGUUCCGACAGGGGCGGCAUCGGCAUGUCGUGCGGGGGGACAAGAGCCUCGGACCCAUUGUGUCCAGCAUUCUGCUGUUUGUCAAGCCACACGAGCUCAAGGACGAGCUGAAUCAAAAGUUCCAAGAAAAACACGCCUACUGGCUGCAAGAUCCGUCGCUCUCGUUGAGCAAACUGAGGCAUCUCAAGCGGGAGGCGAUCAUGUGCAGUCAACGACUAAAUCUUGAAGUCGCCACAGUCGCUCUAGCCUGUGUGCUAUUCGAAAAACUAGUGCUGCAACACUAUGUCGCCAAGGUGAACCGCAAGCUCUACAUGGCAGUGUGUUUCCUGCUGGCUGUCAAGUUCAACGAGCCUUGUGCGUCCGACGAGCGCAAACGAGUCAUCCGUUUACUUCUGAAGGAUAUUGACCGAGUGCAUGCAUUGCCAUCACGAGACGUUCUCACCGCCGAGUUCACGGUGUACGCUCAGCUUUCGUUUGACCUGCACGUUCCCAUUGCUGAAGUUCAUCCCCAUUACGUUCGAUUGCUAAAGCUGAUUGAGAGUAAUCCGCGAAAGUACUUAGAUGACGAUGUCUUCACAUCGUACUCGGCGCUGUUGGCGAUGGAGAAGCAGGCCGAAAACCUCGGCAUGGUGCUGUCAGAUCCUCUCGACGGGUUUGAUGAGACAACGGAUAACGAGGCACAGCUAAGUGAUGAAGAAGAGGAGCGUGACUCUGAAAGUGGAAAAGACAGCGAGCUGCGGGGAAGAAAGCGGAAGAACUCGAACGGGGGUGGCAAAGGCACUUCCAACGAUCCGUCACUGUUUCUCUGGCAAAAUGUGUCUCUUGCGCAAUGGUGGCGAAAGCGUUGCAACUCGCAAGAGCGACACGAGAAGCCAUCGACUGCACCUUUGGCGAAAUGA